UAACCAGUUUUCAGUUUGUGAUUGUCGCCGAUCAUGUAUGGUAGCGUUGCGCUUUCGUGAAACAUGUGCUAUCCGCUAAACGUUGGCCGACUGUCGAUGUUGUUAUUAUUGUGCGCCCGUCUGUCUGAUUAUAAUGUCCAAUACGUAUACUGUUGAGAAAAAGUCGGAAACUAAGACCAAUCCUCAACAUUCGCCUACUAUCCGAAUACAAGUUGAUUUGUUCGAACCCACUGAAGAGAGAUACCCAGUGUUUAAUUAUCAAAAAUUACUUAUCGAAGAAAAAAAGCGCCGAAGAAGAGAUCAGCAGGCUAAUUUUGAUGAAAAUGAGGAGUCAAUAAAACAAUUGGCUGAUCAUUAUGAACAAAAAUUUGGAAUUAUUAGUAGUGUUAAGAAAAAGAAGAAGAAAAAAACUGCCUUUUACAAUUAUUCUGAACUAGCAGCUGGUUACGAUGAGAAUGAUUCAUUCAUUGACAAUACUGAAAUUUUUGAUGAAGUUUUGCCAAAAGAAGUUGAAACAAAACUUGGAGGUUAUUAUGUAAAUUCUGGUUCUUUAGAAUUUAAAGAAAUUUCUGAAGUUACUGAAGAUUCUGAUGAAAUAAAAUCUAGUCAACCUCGUAUGCACUUUAUAAACUCUGUAUUAGAAGAUAGUGAUGAAAAACUGCCAACUUUUGUUGUUUCAAAUAAUUCAGGAAAAAAUUCAUGCACAGAAACAAAGACUUGUGAAACAUCUAAUGAUUCGUCUUCUUGUUCUAAAGAAGAAAAAGAAUCACCAACAUCUGUGUGUCCAUCUAUACUUUCAGUAAAUGGAAAAUGUAAAAGAAGACAGUCCAUUGAUUCUGAUAGUGCUAACUCCAUUAUUCCAUAUAAAAAGAAAAAAAUUAGUACUGUUAAAUCAUUGAUUCAAGAAAAAAAAGUUCAGCUACCAGAGUGCAAGCCAAGUGGUUCAAAGGAAACUCAACCUGUAUUUUCUGAAGAAGUUCCUACUACAGAAAAUAAUGUUAGUUCAAUUAAUGAUACAAUUGAAUCUGUGAUUUAUGCAGCUUGUUCAAAACCUGUAAAUGUAUCAUCGAGUCCAGGUGACAUAAAAAGUACACAGAAUAUAAUAAAUCCACCCAUCAGUAUUGAUAUACCUGUUUCAAAUGGUGUUCAUAAUAUAGCAGAAGAACUUCCUGAAAUAAUAAUGGAAAUUAUUGAAUCAAUUAAGACUGAAGCUCAAAUAGCAAACCAAAAUAAUUUAAAUAUAUUUUCUGAACAAAUAAAUCUAAAUCUACUAAGUCUUGAAUACCAAAAAGAAAUAUUACCAUUUAAUGCACAACCAGUUUAUGCUUUAUUAGCUGAAUGCAUGUUAUGUGACAAAGAGAAGCUUGUUAAACAAGUUAAUAAUUUGGUUGACUCUGAAGAAGCAAAAAUUACUGAACCAAUUGAAAAGUUAAGAACUGCAAUUAAAGAAGUAUUACCAUCAGUUAUUGAGCAGUAUACUCUAGAAUGUAAUAAAAUCUUAGAUCAACGGAUGGUUAAUGGAUUUUCUAAUGAUGGAAUGAAAUCUAAACCUGGGCCGAAACGUCCACGUCGUAAAUUUCCUUGGAAUGAAGAAUUUAGAGCUUAUGUACGAGAAAUUAUUAAUAUUCGGACUACCACCUAUUCUAAAAUUAAAAGAUCCAAAUCAAUAGAUAUUUAUAUUGCUCAGUUUAUAAAUAGUCGUAUCAAAUCAUUAUGGCCAAAUGGAUGGAUGAAAUCUACCAACAUUUUAAAAGAAAUUAAAGCAAAAGAAAAGGAUUCUAGGCCUAAAGUACCUAAAAAACAACCUCUACAAAAUAGUCCAACUAAAUUGAUGAAUGCUAUUAAAGUAGCAUCUAAACAUAAAGUAUCUAAUUCUGCUAUGAACAAAAUACAUAAGUCGAAUAAGCAAAAACCUUCAAAAAUACCUGACUUAAGUACUGAAACUCCUAAAUCUACUAGUCAUGCUCCAUCUUCAUCGCAAUCUACAGCAACUAAAUUUAAGCCCUUUUAUAAUUCUCCACAUUCAGUGGCCAUCAGUACUUUAAGUGAUGACAUACAUCCUUAUCAAGCAACUAUUACUACUACUGCAAUUAAUGGUUGUAAUAAAAAAGAUCCUGAAAAUAAUAGUGUUAUUGUGAAAACAGAAGCAUCAGCUGGAGAUAUAUUGGAUUUAUCUCCUAAUAAACCCAAUGCAAUGUCAUUAAACAAACAAAACGAUGUUACUGUGAUUAGUAAUAAUACCUCACAGGACAAUAACAGCCCUGCAAAAACGGAUUGGUUAAGUAAUCCAAAACAUAUGAUUCAUCAACCAAUUAAGCACAGAUGGCUUCAAAAAUUACAAAAUACACCUUCACCUGACCAACAAAGGUUCACUCAUAUUUCUACUGUAGAUCAACAGAGCACAAAACCAAAAGAUGACAAACUUCAAACAUCAAAUAAAUUGGACUGUAAAAAAGUUGAUGACAAGUCAACAGCUAAAGAUAUGUUGAGUCAAAUUAUCAAUGAAUCUUUAAUGGACAAUACAUCGCCAUUACCUUCUCAAUUUACAACUAAUAGUUACUAUAAGACUAGGGAAGAAACAAAAUCUCCAGCUACGAGUACAAUCAAACAAGAUACUAAAAAUGAGUUCACAGAUUGGUCACACAAUGAUCGAAACAUUACAUCUAGAACUUCAUCAAGCCAACGGUCUUUUAGUGAAGAGCUUGUAGAAAAAGAAACUCAAGAAGUAAUAAGAAACUUGUUAGUAUUGAAUCAGAUGUCUGGUUCGUCUCGUAACACAAGAGAUAAUAUGCCUAAAAAACACUCACCAUCAGUAUCUAUGUAUUCUUCUCCUCAUUCUUCUAAUACAUUAGUUAGUUCACCAUUAGGAGUAAUUCACCAUCCUGCUUAUAGGAACACAUAUAGUACAACUAGCAGUACAAUGUGUAAAUCAAGAAAUGAAUUAACACAUGGGACAACAAUAGAUAUUCCAAAAAUGAGUAUUGGUUUCCAAGAAGAUGAGUUCCUUAAACAAAUGGUUAAAACUGAAGAAUCCAAUUCACGGUUAACUAAAGAUAAUAAUUAUCAAAAACAGGGGAUAUCACCCUAUAGUUUAAUUAAAACUAGUGCUCAAUCAUCUGACAAUUUAUUUCAACAACAACUAUAUUCAAAAAUUAAUACAAAAUCAAAUCAGGAUAUGGGUCAUAAUUCAAUAACAUAUAGUAAUGUAAACAAGUAGAGAAUAUGUAUGCAUUUGUAUUUCUGCAGUACGGAACUAUAUAGGUAUUUGAUACAGUAAGAAAUAUCUCAAAUUUAACACUCUAUAGUAAUAAUUAUACUAUUUUUGUUUUUAUUUAUAUAAU
This is a messenger RNA of Sipha flava (yellow sugarcane aphid), 3341 nucleotides long. It is a transcript of the gene yem, whose product is annotated as ubinuclein-2. The transcript has 20 exons. Lineage: Eukaryota; Metazoa; Arthropoda; Insecta; Hemiptera; Aphididae. The record is from RefSeq and is a predicted model, not a curated record. Gene Ontology annotation, cellular component: nucleus. The coding region runs from base 134 to 3217 and encodes 1027 amino acids.